UCCGCUGCUUAGGACUAAAUGGCUCCGAUGAGCUUCAGUUGCACUCAGAGGAAGUUUAUGUAGAUUAUUCUCAGGCCUCUCUCACAAACUAGUGUAAGAGUGAAUGUUUUCGCUCUGUCCACUCCAGCUCAGAAUCUUUGUAAGGGUAUGAACCAGGCGAAUGGCAUCGGACUGAAAUGCACGCCUCCUCUGAGUAAUAUCUGCCCGUUGAACCAGCAGGCCGAAUAUCACAACAUCACAUGGUGAGCGACACCUUAUUCUUCCUGUGUACACCAAGUGCAUGUCUGUGUGUACACCCUGUAUCUGAUCCAUCUUUACCCUGUAGCCAUGUCUCGGAUCCAAACCCUGACACACCUCCACAGCCGACCACAGAUCCCCCCAGCAGCAAUAAAACAUCUCACUCCUGUUAUUGCAGCGCUUUCUGUAAUACUACAAGCCAGUUUUAUACCACGAGAAUCAAUGUCACCAAUUCAGGGUUAAAUAUCACCAGCAUUAAAAGCUUGUUAUUACGACCUAAUCCAGAACAACCAUGCUCCCCACAGUCACUAUGCUACAAUUAUUCAAAGAUUUUACAGCACUACAAGGGCGCUCACGUGGAAUGCCAUGGCACCGAAGAAAAGCUGUACAUCUGCAUGGUGACUCUGGAGAUGUCUGGACCCGUCAACGUCAGCGCCCUGAAUAAACUUGUACAACAGAACAUUAACACAACAUCAAUGACUGUUGAAAGCCCACCCGCCCGCAUGAUGGUGUGCGGCCCACCUGGUUUAUCCGUGCAUGAUCUGUUGGCGUCCAACCUGACCUGGUUGCCCAGCAACAUGUCAGCCUCAGACAUUUGCCAACCUGAGAUCUUUGUAUUUGAAUGGUAACAAAUGUUUAAAAUGUAGGACCCCACACACUUAACUUAACUGUCUCAAUGAUGAAAAAUGUACAUACUACUGCUAAACAGAAUGGCAGAACCAGCCCGCAACUUCCGUCAACUCACAGGCGUGACUGGUCUUAAGGUGCUGCGUGGUGUCUUUGUGCCUGGCAGCGGUGCUUUGCCUGUCUA
Mugil cephalus (flathead mullet) is the source of this 1048-nucleotide messenger RNA. RefSeq lists its product as uncharacterized. The transcript is spliced from 8 exons. Bases 240 to 866 code for a protein of 208 amino acids. Lineage: Eukaryota; Metazoa; Chordata; Actinopteri; Mugiliformes; Mugilidae. The record is from RefSeq and is a predicted model, not a curated record.